Molecule: messenger RNA, 2469 nt
Organism: Aspergillus chevalieri
Lineage: Eukaryota; Fungi; Ascomycota; Eurotiomycetes; Eurotiales; Aspergillaceae
Gene: mrd1
Product: RNA-binding ribosome biosynthesis protein MRD1
Exons: 4
Coding region: 1-2469 (822 amino acids)
Cellular component (GO): nucleus; cytoplasm; ribonucleoprotein complex
Molecular function (GO): mRNA binding
Source: RefSeq, a predicted model, not a curated record
AUGGAGAGCUCAAGAGUAUUUGUGUCUGGCCUUCCGCCGACAUUCACCAAUGAUCAGCUUAAGAAGCACUUCGCAACUCGCUUCCAUGUCACAGAUGCCCAUGUCUUGCCAAAGCGCAAGAUCGGGUUUGUCGGGUUUAAGGACCCUGAGAUGGCCAAGCAAGCUGCUGGCUAUUUCAACAAAACCUAUGUCAAAAUGUCAAAGAUCUCUGUAGAGAUUGCUCGUCCUAUCGAUUCCAAACCUGAUGCUAAGAGAGAUGUCAAGGCUUCUGUGGCCAAUGCUUCCACGGAUGGAACUAACCUCAAGCGGAAACGUGACGAGGACCAUGCCAAGCAAGAUCCUCGACUGCAAGAGUAUCUUUCAGUAAUGCAGCAUCCAUCAAAGACGAAGACGUGGGCGAACGACGAUAUCCCCAGACCAGCUGAAGAACAUGCACCAGCGCCCGAGCAGCCCGAGAAGGAUCUUUCUCAGGAUGCCGCCGCUUCGCAGAGGAAGAAGGCCAAGGUGGAUGGCUCUGCGGAGGCCUCGCAUGCACCCACGGAGCGGGAGCAGGCACAACCGGAACCGAUGGUCGUUGACCAGAGUGGUAAUGAGGAGAAUGCUGAAAAAGAGCAGGACGCUUCUGAGACACCGGCCGAACCGGUAUCCGACAGUGAUUGGCUUCGUUCGAAGACAAGCCGUCUUCUUGGUCUUCUGGAUGAGGAUGAGCAGGCAGAGUUUGAUGCGAAACCAGAGGAAAAGCCUGCUAGCCCUGUCACGGCGCGCGUUGACCAGAGCCCAAUGCCUGGUGAGGAGGCAAUCGAGGAGUCCGAGCCGCAGGACACGGAGAUGGCACAGACAGAAGAGCAAGCAGAAGAGCACGAUCCGAAUGUCGAGCAUGUUCGCAACUCUGCGCGUCUCUUUGUCAGAAACCUUCCCUACGAUACCACUGAGGCGGAUCUCGAGCCAACGUUUUCAACAUUUGGCAAAAUCGAAGAGAUUCACGUCGCUUUCGAUACACGACAGUCCACCAGCAAGGGAUUCGCUUAUAUUCAGUAUUUCGACUCUGGUGCUGCUGUCGAGGCCUAUAAGAACCUCGAUGGAACAAUCUUCCAAGGUCGUUUGUUGCAUGUACUGCCAGCUGCCGCAAAGAAGACAUACGAGAUUGACGAAACGGAAUUGUCCAAACUGCCGGUGAAGAGGCAAAAGCAAAUAAAGCGAAAGAUGGAAGCUUCAUCAGCCUCAUUUAGCUGGAACUCGCUUUACAUGAACGCCGAUUCUGUAAUGUCUUCAGUUGCAGAGAGACUUGGAGUAUCCAAAGCGGAUCUCCUCGACCCCACGUCAUCAGAUGCUGCAGUGAAGCAAGCCCAUGCUGAAACGCAUGUCAUCCAAGAGACCAAGGCUUAUUUCACGGCAAACGGUGUCAACAUCGAGGCUUUCAAACGGCGAGACCGUGGUAACACCGGCAUCUUAGUAAAGAACUUCUCGUAUGGUGUCAAGUCGGAGGAGCUCCGAAAUCUGUUCGAGCCGUAUGGUCAGAUCGUCCGACUUUUGAUGCCUCCCAGCGGCACAAUAGCCAUUGUCGAAUUCGCUAGACCCGAUGAAGCGCAGAAAGCGUUCAAGGGCCUUGCGUACCGGAGACUGGGCGAAUCGAUUCUCUUUCUUGAAAAAGCGCCCAAAGAUCUCUUUGACGCGCCACCGUCUUCGCAGCUUCCCGCCGUUGAACCUAAGGGUGUGUCUCAGGGCUUCUCGACUGCGGAUACUUUCGCGGCUGACGAGGUCGAUGAAUCUGUGCCAACUUCUACUCUCUUCGUAAAGAACCUUAACUUUGCUACGACUAAUGAUAAGUUUGUCGAGACGUUUCGGCCGCUGGACGGCUUUGUCUCGGCCAAGCUCAAAACGAAGCCCGAUCCCAAGCGACCUGGACAGAAGCUUAGCAUGGGCUUUGGCUUUGUUGAUUUCCGAAGCAAGGAACAAGCUCAGGCUGCCCUGUCUGCGAUGAAUGGCUACACGCUUGACCAGCAUCAACUGGUGAUCCGGUUGUCGCACAAGGGCGUGGAUGCCGCGGAGGAGAGGAGGCGCGAAGAUACCGCCAAGAAGGUCGCCGCACGGAGAACCAAGAUCAUCAUCAAGAACUUGCCGUUUCAAGCCUCGAAGAAGGAUGUCAGGUCGCUUUUUGGGGCCUACGGGCAGCUUCGCUCUGUGCGGGUUCCCAAGAAGUUCGAUCGGUCCGCUCGUGGUUUUGGUUUUGCUGACUUUGUAAGCGCUCGCGAGGCGGAAAAUGCUAUGGACGCAUUGAAGAACACGCACUUGUUAGGUAGGAGACUGGUGUUGGAAUUUGCCAACGAGGAGGCGAUCGACCCCGAGGCGGAGAUCCAACAGAUCGAAAAGAAGGUAGGGGAGCAGCUGGACAGGGUCAAGCUCCAAAAGCUCACGGGCACCGGUCGGAAGAAGUUCACCGUAGGGGCUCAGGACCACGAGGAGACAUGA